CUUUAUUUCUUCAACAACUGUUGCUAGGAGUUUGGAAAGAUGAAAGGAAGGAAGAAGAAAUGGUCCUUACCUUUAACCUUAAUCUUGCUGUUCAUCUCUAUCACUGGGAGUGCAACUACUGACCUAGAUGACAGCGAAGAGGAAUAUGUUUUGGGUGCUGCUUUGCCACCACUGAAAGUAGGGCAUUCAGUCUGUGCCAUGAAAGCAGAUGAAGGUCCAUGCAAAGCAAUCCACAUACGCUAUUACUUCAAUGUUCAAAGCCGUGAGUGUGAAAUAUUUGAAUAUGGUGGGUGUCAUGGCAAUGAGAACAACUUUCUAACACUGGAAGAAUGUCAGAAGAAGUGUGUGGUAACAGAAUUGCCUCAGAAGAUUAUGGCAGCAAAGAUUAAGAAAGCAUUGUUUGUAGAAAAGCCCAGCUUCUGCUUUCAUGAGAAAGACCCUGGAGUCUGCCGAGGCUAUUUUUCCAGGUAUUUCUAUAACAAAGAGACCAAGUUAUGUGAAUUAUUCAAGUAUGGUGGGUGCCUUGGAAACCAGAACAACUUCAGGAGCUUGGAAGAAUGCCAGACUACCUGCCAAGACAACUGUAAUUUAUUGCCAGUUGUUCCAGUUGAAGAGCAUCCUAAUGGUGUCAACAGCAGUUCCCCAGUGGAAGAACCCAACCAGGUCCCUGGGAUUUCUGUAAAUUUCUUGCCAACUGCUCCGAAUGAGGAGAAGUCCAACACUCUGAACAGUAGUUUCCCAAAGGCAGAGCGCAACCAGUUUCCCUUUUUUUUUGAACCACCCCCUAUCCCAUCUUUGUGCAUGACCAGUAUGGACAAAGGACUUUGUAGAGCCAAAGAAUUAAGAUUUUUCUACAACUACACAACUGGGAGAUGUCACUCAUUUAGCUACAGUGGUUGUGGUGGGAAUGAAAAUAAUUUCACCUCCAGGAAGUCAUGUUUGAGGAUCUGCAAGAAAGGAUUCAAUAAAAAAAAAGGUGAAAGAAGAUUAAUAAAACUCAAGAAGAAAAGAAAGAAACAAUCAGUAAAAGACUGGGAUGAGGAAAUCACCCCUGGAGGGACACAACUUUGAUUUUUAUGAAAAUGUGAAGUAAACAACUAUUCACUAGUGAAUGACAGCCUUUAGU
Indicator indicator is the source of this 1126-nucleotide messenger RNA. It is a transcript of the gene TFPI, whose product is annotated as tissue factor pathway inhibitor. The transcript has 9 exons. NCBI's taxonomy places the organism in Eukaryota, Metazoa, Chordata, Aves, Piciformes, Indicatoridae. Gene Ontology annotation, cellular component: extracellular region. The record is from RefSeq and is a predicted model, not a curated record. Gene Ontology annotation, biological process: negative regulation of peptidase activity. The coding region runs from base 40 to 1071 and encodes 343 amino acids. Gene Ontology annotation, molecular function: serine-type endopeptidase inhibitor activity.